This is a messenger RNA of Pararge aegeria (speckled wood butterfly), 902 nucleotides long. RefSeq names its product protein CREG1 (gene CREG). The record is from RefSeq and is a predicted model, not a curated record. NCBI's taxonomy places the organism in Eukaryota, Metazoa, Arthropoda, Insecta, Lepidoptera, Nymphalidae. The transcript has 6 exons. The coding region runs from base 81 to 830 and encodes 249 amino acids.
AACGCAUUCAAUUUUUGCAAACGCAACGAAUUUCGCAACGUUCGAAAUUUAGUAAUCUCGUGAAUCCAAAUUGAGUGAUCAUGAUACAUAAAUUAUUAAACUUGACGUCUCGAGUUACAAUUGCAAACAUGUGGAAAUUAUUAUUUAUUUCCUUGAGCGUUAUGUAUAUUGGUGAAUGCUCGCCGCGCGACAAGCUACACAGAAGAUGGACCCCGAAUGACAUUGUAACCCUUACGCCCCAUCACAGCGGCCCUCCUGACCAUAAUAAACUGGUUGCAAUGGCGAGAUAUGUUCUACACAACUGUGAUUGGGCAUCGAUAGCAUCAAUAUCUGUUCUACCAGCCAUUGAAGGGUUCCCCUUCUCCAACGUGAAGUCCGUAGUGGACGGAUCCAUGGCUAAUUCUACUGGAAUUCCGUACUUUUACAUGUCACCGUUGGAUUUCACCGCUCGAGAUUUGUCGAAAAAUAGUCGCGCUACAGUUUUGGUUUCGCUCGAAGAGACGAGGUACUGUGAAAACCAAAAAUACGACCCCGAAGACCCGCGGUGCACGCGGCUUAUGCUUUCUGGAAAAAUGAAGAAGGUCAAAGAGGGAACCCCAGAGUACUUGUUCGCCAAGGCGGCUUUGUUUGAGAGGCACCCGGCUAUGGCCAACUUCCCACCAGAUCACGCCUGGUUCAUCGCUAAGAUGAAAAUCGCUCAAAUAGCGAUGGUGGAUUGGUUCGGCGGCGCCAAGUACGUUCCAGUUAAAGAUUACCUCGCGUACAACUACACCGGAACUGAGAUGUUAGACUAUCACAACCGGAAUCACUACAAUUUGGACGAAGCUUGAAAUUAUGUUACCCUUUUAUGUUAUUCUAACAUGUAGGAAUUUAUUUGUAUUAAAACUUGUAGUUUUGUUAUA